AUGCUGAUUGCAACGAUUUAUGAACUCGUUAGGAUCGUUGAAAGUUUUGUUAUUGAUGCACUUUGUAGUUUCAAUUGUACAGUUAAAAUCUUAUUGUUUCUUACAUCCGCGUCAACAAUGAACUUAUUGAACACCAACAAAACAAUUAGCAUUUCUACAACUGUUGAUGACGAGGUGAUUCGGCAAAGUUCAAGAUUUACCUUUGGUUUGUUCGUGUAUCGACACAAUCCCUGCGUGAUGUUACAUAAAGAAAGUACACACAUGUUAGUCGACAGGGCAAAUUGA
Messenger RNA from Clunio marinus, 285 nucleotides. Lineage: Eukaryota; Metazoa; Arthropoda; Insecta; Diptera; Chironomidae. The record is from the annotation of a GenBank genome assembly.